This is a messenger RNA of Cavia porcellus (domestic guinea pig), 1824 nucleotides long. RefSeq names its product ZFP92 zinc finger protein (gene Zfp92). The transcript has 7 exons. The record is from RefSeq and is a predicted model, not a curated record. Gene Ontology annotation, biological process: regulation of transcription by RNA polymerase II. Bases 1 to 1824 code for a protein of 607 amino acids. Lineage: Eukaryota; Metazoa; Chordata; Mammalia; Rodentia; Caviidae. Gene Ontology annotation, molecular function: RNA polymerase II cis-regulatory region sequence-specific DNA binding; DNA-binding transcription factor activity, RNA polymerase II-specific.
AUGUGCUGCCUGGCCCAGGGCCCCCUGAGAACCAACUGCGAGCCUGGAAGUUUUGUAAGUGCAGGAUCUGAAGCCUGGGAGACCACUGAGAACCUGGUCCUCCGUGCCCCAGUCCUCGGAGCAGUGCGGAUGGGAAGCGGAAGUGCCCCCAGGCGCCCAGUUCCCACGCCGCAGCCGCCCUGGCCCCGCCUGCUCGCGGUCCCGCUCCUCUGCAGCGCGGCCAGCGGGAUCCACCGACAGCAGUCCUGCACCGCCUCCCUGGGUAGCGCCAGAAGCGAGGCCCAGAUCGGUUGGGGGCUCCCAGCCCUCCAGCCUCCUGGGGACACCGCCCCCAGAGGGCUUCUAGGAGGCAGUGGCCUUGGAUUCGGGCUUGCCAGGGGCAGAAGGGGAGGCCAACAGCACUGGUUGCGCGAGGAGCCCAGGGUGCCAGCGGCGAUGGCAGCCAUCCUCCUGCGGCUUAGGCCCAAGGUGCCAAUAUCUUUUGAGGAUGUGUCUGUGUACUUCACGAAGGCAGAAUGGAAGUUUCUGGACUUCAAACAAAAAGCCCUCUACAAACAGGUGAUGUUAGACAACUACCGGAACUUGGCAUCUCUGGGACUGGCGUGCUCCAAGCCUCACCUGGUGGCCCAGCUGGAGCGAGGGGAAGGUCCCUGGGUGGCCGACCUCCGAUGGAAGGCCGGCGGCAGGCUACAGAGCCCCGGCGCGGCGAGGAGGAACCCAAGGCAGGGUGACACCGCGGCGGCGGCGCAGAGGGGUCCCCAGGGCCGCGGUCCCGCUCCGAGGCCCCAGCGACCCAAGGGCUCCGAGAAGCGGUACUUGUGCCAGCAGUGCGGAAAGUCGUUCAGCCGCAGCUCCAACCUCAUCAAGCACCGCAUCGUCCACAGCGGCGAGAAGCCGUACGCGUGUCCGGAGUGCGGGAAGCAGUUCCGGCGCAGCUUCGCGCUGCUCGAGCACCGGCGCAUCCACAGCGGCGAGAAGCCGUUCGCGUGCGAUGAGUGUGGCAAGACCUUCACGCGCAGCUCCAACCUCGUCAAGCACCAGAUCGUGCACAGCGGCGAGAAGCCCUACUGCUGCGCCGAGUGCGGGAAGCUGUUCCGCCGCAGCUUCGCGCUGCUGGAGCACGAGCGCAUCCACAGCGGCGAGCGGCCCUACGAGUGCGUGCACUGCGGCAAGGCCUUCAGCCGCAGCUCCAACCUCAUCGAGCACGAGCGCACGCACAGCGGCCAGCGGCCCUACCUGUGCGACCAGUGCCCCAAGGCCUUCACGGGCAUCUCGCAGCUCAUCCACCACCAGCGCAGCCACAGCGGCGGCAGGCCCUUCGCGUGCCGGGAGUGCGGGAAGGCGUUCCGCGGCCGCUCGGGCCUCAGCCAGCACCUGCGCGCGCACAGCGGCGAGAAGCCCUACGAAUGCAGCGAGUGCGGCAAGGCCUUCGGCCGCCGCGCCAACCUCUUCAAGCACCAGGCGGUGCACGGCGACCUGCAGCCGGCCCGGCGCCGCGGCCGCGACAGGGGCUCCCGGCGGCGCGGCUGCAUGCUGCUGCUGGGGCGCCGGCGGGGGCCCCGCGCGCCGCGGCCCCGGGAGGCCGGCGAGGGCAGCUCGGCCGAGGCCCGGGGCGGCCGCGGGGGGCCGGCGCAGCACGCGUGCGAGCGCUGCGAGCGGGCGGCCGAGGGCAAGGCGCCGCCCCCUCGCCACUGGCGCGCCGCCGGUGGGAAAGCGUCCUUCCGCCGCUGUCCCCGGGCUCAGCCCGUCGGAGGCGGAGACGGUGGCCCCCGUGCGGGCGGCCCGGCUCCCGCGAAGCCGCAGGAGCCGGCCUCCGCGCCCUGA